Messenger RNA from Elgaria multicarinata webbii, 3788 nucleotides. RefSeq names its product FCH and mu domain containing endocytic adaptor 1 (gene FCHO1). Gene Ontology annotation, cellular component: plasma membrane; cytoplasm; clathrin-coated pit. Lineage: Eukaryota; Metazoa; Chordata; Lepidosauria; Squamata; Anguidae. The transcript is spliced from 28 exons. The record is from RefSeq and is a predicted model, not a curated record. The coding region runs from base 214 to 3279 and encodes 1021 amino acids. Gene Ontology annotation, biological process: clathrin-dependent endocytosis; clathrin coat assembly.
AAGGCAGAAACGAGAACCACCCGGCCGAUUUCAGGAACUGCGUUCGAAUCACCUGUUGCCCCGGAUCUUCUGCCUCUGCUCCGCUCGCUUGGGCCUGUGCUGUCUCCCCAGGGCGCUUCCUUUUGCACGAAGGAGCUGAGAGAAUGCACCAGGCCUUCCUCCGCCGACGGGUGUCCAAGAGCUGAGACGGAGUUCCCACCCGCCGUGGUCAACAUGUCUUAUUUCGCCAAGCACUUCUGGGGAGAGAAGAACCAUGGCUUUGACGUCCUCUACCACAACAUGAAGCACGGGACGAUCUCGGCUAAGGAGCUGGCGGACUUCGUGCGGGAGAGGGCGGCUGUCGAAGAGGCCUACGCCAAGUCCAUGGUGAAGAUGUCCAAGAUGGCCAGCAACAGCACCCAGCUGGGGACCUUUGCGCCCCUCUGGGAGGUCUUCCGCAUUUCGUCCGACAAGAUGGCCCUGUGCCACGCGGAGCUCGUGAAGAAGCUGCAAGACCUGAUCAAGGAGAUCGGCCGCUACGGGGACGAACAGCUGCGAGCGCACAAGAAGUCAAAGGACGAAGUGGCCGGGACGUUGGAGGCGGUCCAGAUCCUGCAAGGAGCCGCUCAGCACCUCCCCAAGGCCAAGGAGACCUUCCACAGCCGCUGCCAGGAUCUGGACCGGCUGCGCAGGGAGGGGGCCAGCCAGAAGGAGGUCGACAAGGCGGAGCUGAAGUCCCGAAAGGCGGUGGAAGCCCUGCGCCGCGCCGUGGAGAAGUACAACGUGGCCCGCAGCGACUUCGAGCAGAAGAUGUUGGACUCGGCUGUGCGCUUCCAAGAGGUGGAGGAAACCCACCUGCAACACAUGAAGUCCCUGGUCAGCUCCUACGUCCACUCCGUGGAAGACACCCAUGUGCAGCUCGGGCAGGUACACGAGGAGUUCAAGCAGAACAUGGAAAACAUCGGGGUGGAGACCUUGCUGCGGAACUUCGCCGAGAGCAAAGGAACUGGCUGCCACCCGCCAGGUCCGCUGGAUUUUGAGGAGCUCAGCAUGACUCCCGUGCAGGAAGGGCCCAAGCGUACCCGCAGCAAAGCCUUCCGCAUCCCCGGAUUGGGCCGUAAGGAGCGCGAACGGGACUCCGUGGAGUCUCCAGAUGCUGAUACAGGACCCCUUGAAGUGGACGAAGAGGGCUUCACUGUCCGGCCUGAAACGAAUCAGAACGGCGAACACAGCAACCGCUGCUGCUCGUCCAGCGACUCGGAUUACGACGACGAGGAGCCCCACAAGUUCUACGUGCGGAUCAAGCCCGUCCAGCCCCGGGAGAGGACCAGCAGCGCCGCGGCGGUGGAGCAGCUGAAGGCCUCCGUGGGCAGCCUCAUCCUGCCGCCCAGCGUGGGGUGCACCAUGAAAAGGCAUUCGUCCAGGCACUUGAAAACGCUCGCCCCGGCCACCGUGGAAACGGACUCCGACACCCCUCCGGGCCCAGGUGACAAGUCGGGUCACGCGCCGACACCUCGCAUUGCCGCCCGGACAAAAAGCGUGGAUGGCAAAACGGAGCCGGACGCCUUGCCCGCCAGCGCGCUCUUCGGGCCUCCGCUGGAAUCGGCCUUCGAAAACGACGACUUUGCAGCUCCCCGGUCGUACCUGCUGGCGUCCAGCCCCUCUCCGUUCUCCUCCUCCUCUCCUGAGAAUGUGGAAGACUCUGGCCUGGACUCGCCGUCGCACCUGGCCACCGGGCCCUCCCCGGAUUCCCGCCUGUGGAGCCCCCGGCCCGGCACCCCCCAGAGCCCGCUGGGCUGCAAAAGGCCUCCCAAGAGCUCCUUCGGCAGCCGGGGCCACCGCAGCGGCCUGCUGGCCGAUGACGGGCCCAGCCCGUGGCUGCCCCAGCCGGCCUCCCGGGAGCUCCCCUGCUUUGCCACGGAGCCGGACUGGCCCAGCUCCGGCCCUGCCUGGCCCACGGCCACCCACGGCCACGCCCCGGGGGGCUGCCGUGAAGUGCCGUCCCCCGACCCCUUUUCCUUGGAGGGCGUGGCGAACCACCGGCGGCCCUGGCCCCCCGCGGACUGCCCGCCCCGGGCCGGCGAACGGGACAGCUGCCUCUCGUCCAACUCGGCCUCCUCGUCCUCCUCUUCGCCGGCGCCCCCCAGCAGCGGCGACUCCACCAGCCCGUCCCCCUGGGCCCCGCGAGGCAGAGAGCCGGACAGCGGGACGGACCUGUCCUCCGAGCCGGUUUCGCUUCCUCCAUCUUCUGCCCCUGGUUUGACCCCCAUGGUGGCUCCGCCUCGGCGAUGCCGUGCGAAAAGGCCCUUGGUGGUUUCGGCCAGCUGCGUCGGCAACGAGACGCCUCGUUCCCUGAGCCCUUCCCCACUCUGGGCAUUGUCAACCCCGCAGGGCUCGGCUGGCCUGACAGAACGUGCCUUCUUUAUGGCUACCCAGCCGGGACUCGGGAUUUCCCGCGGACCCUCUCCUGUGGUCCUGGGCUCUCAAGGGGCCUUGCCCGUGGCAACUGCUUUCACGGAGUACAUCCAUGCCUACUUCAAGGGACAAAACCCUGACAGCUGUCUCAUCAAGGUCACGGGUGAGCUCACCAUGUCCUUCCCGGCGGGGAUUAUCCGGGUCUUCAGCAGCGCCCCGGCACCUCCCGUCUUGAGUUUCCGCCUCCUCCACACGGCAGCCAUCGAGCAAUUCCUGCCCAACGCAGACCUUCUCUUUAGUGACGCCUCCCAGAGUGACCCCACCAGCAAAGACUUCUGGCUCAACAUGGCCGCGCUCACAGCCCAGCUGCAGAAGCAAUCGGAGCAACCAGUAGCUGCCCCGUAUUACAACGUGACCCUGCUCAGAUACCAGUACUCCAAGCAAGGCCAAGCGUGGGCGCCCCUGCAGUUGUCGGUGAACUGGGAGUGUGCAACCGAUGCCACCCGGGUGUGCGUGGAUUACAGCUACAACGCGGCUGCUCUCGCCACCGCGGCCACCCUCACCAACGUCCAGGUCCUUCUGCCGAUUGAGGAGCCCGCAGCCAACGUCCAGCCGCGGCCGGAAGCUUGCUGGAACCUGGAGGAGAAACGUCUGCUUUGGCGGCUACUGGAUGUCCCUGCGACUCAAGGCCACGGAGGUUCUGGCCGCCUUCUGGCCAGCUGGGAGCCUUUGAACGGCCCCAGCAAGCCCAGCCCAGUGGCGGCCCAGUUCACCAGUGAGGGCAGCACCGUCUCCGGUGCGGACGUGGAACUGGUUGGCAGUGGGUACCGGAUGUCCCUUGUGAAGAAAAGGUUUGCCACAGGAAUUUACCUCGCCGGCUCCUGAACGCCCCUCGGCUUCCGGGUCUCGUGUUCUUCGCUUUGUUUUUAAAGUGUGCCGGGAGGCAGAAAGGAUUCUAGUUGUGUGUUUUUAAAUUAUUGCGUUUUGCCUGGAUUUUAAACGCUGGAGGAAAGGAAGCGUGGCCCGUGUUUUGGGGCGGUCCGGCGACCCCCGCCCAGCCCCGGGACGAGGCCGUGGGUGCGUCGGCCGCCGUGGGAUCCACGAGCGGAACGGGAAAGGCCAGCUCCGAUUUGCACUGAAGAACUACCUUCCCCUCUUUCUCUCUCGUCUCGUUUCGUUCUUGUUUUCAUUCUAGCCUGUCCUCCCGACUUCGUCUGCUCCCUGAGCCGCAAGUGUUGCAUUCCGGAGCCUGGAGGCAGCGGCCGCAUUUUCCAAGCUGCUAGGGCACAGACCCGUGGGAAAGUUGCUCUUUUAAUAAUAAUAAUAAUAAUAAUAAUAAUAAUAAUAAUAAUAAUAAUACCACUUGUUUUUCUAAUAAAUAAAUAAUAAACAAA